This is a messenger RNA of Eucalyptus grandis, 2230 nucleotides long. Its product is annotated as vacuolar protein sorting-associated protein 36. Bases 336 to 1712 code for a protein of 458 amino acids. The record is from RefSeq and is a predicted model, not a curated record. Gene Ontology annotation, biological process: protein transport to vacuole involved in ubiquitin-dependent protein catabolic process via the multivesicular body sorting pathway. The transcript is spliced from 8 exons. Gene Ontology annotation, cellular component: late endosome membrane; ESCRT II complex. Gene Ontology annotation, molecular function: phosphatidylinositol-3-phosphate binding; ubiquitin binding. Lineage: Eukaryota; Viridiplantae; Streptophyta; Magnoliopsida; Myrtales; Myrtaceae.
AUCAUAUUCGGACGUGGAAUUCUAACAUCAAUCGUUGUUGUGAGUUCUUCCAAAGUAGACUCCGGCCGACCCACCGGAGCUCAGCGCGCUUUCCCCGUCGGUCAGAGUCGCCGAGCCGGAUCGGUCGAUCCUUCUCCGCCGCCCGCCGCCCGCCGCCACCGUCGUCCUUCUCCGAGUCAACUCUCUUCCCGAGCUCCUCGUCUCGCGCCCCCGCGCCUUCCUGCGGCGCCGUUUUUGUUCCUUCCGCGCCGUAACGACGAUUCGUACGAACGAGGACUCGGGCGGCGAUCCGAGCGCCAUCGAGCUCCGACCCGCCGCGAGAUUAAGCUCAAUCGAUGGCCGGAGCCGCCCUCCCCAAGGCGGAGCUGACCACCAGCGGCCGCCCGAUCCUAUUCCCCAACGAGAUCGAGUGCUCUCUCCUCUCCAACGUCGAGCUCGAGCCCGAAGGCUCGCCGCCGCUUAGCUCCUCCAUCCACCUCCGGUCCUCCUUCAUGAUCCUCACCACUCACCGCCUCAUCUUCGUCUCCGACUCCUCCUCCGCCGCCGCCUCCGCCUCCGCCGCCGCCACCGCCAACGCCGCCUCCUAUGUCCCCCUCGCCUCCGUCGCGCACAUUUUCUCGCUGAAGAAAUCGAUCAAGUCGAUGUUCGCGUCGCCGCGGCUCAAGUUCCAGCUGUCCGUGGGGUCGGACGGGCGAGUGGGCGGCCCGGCGGCGAGGUCGCUCGUGGUGACGCUGGUGAUGAGAGGGAAGGAUGACGUGGAGGCGUUUGUGGACAAAUUCAGGCAGAAUUGGGGCGCUAGGGCUUGGGAGAGAGAGAAGGAGAGCGAGAGCGCGAGUUCGGGGUCGAGUUCGAUUGUGGAGUCGAAUGCCAGUUCGAGCGGGUACGAUUCGAGAGGAAUGAGAGUGGUUGGGGUGGCAGGUAUACUGAGGAGAGAACAGGAGAUGUGGGAGAGCACUGAUAAGAGCUUGCAGGACGCUUUCCAGGACUUGAAUGCGCUCAUGAGUAAAGCAAAAGAGAUGGUGAUGCUAGCUGAGAAAAUGAGGUCGAAACUUUUGUCUGCCCCAUCUCAAGCUGGAUCAUCCAAUGACGAGGAAUUAGGUUCAAAAGAAGAAAUGCAAGAGUGGUUGUUGAGUGUUGGUAUUGUAUCUCCAGUUACAAAAGAGUCGGCGGGUGCUUUGUAUCACCAGCAAUUAUCCCGGCAGUUAGCAGAUUUUGUAAAGAUUCCUCUUGAGAGGUCUGGAGGAAUGAUUAAUCUAAUUGACAUGUACUGCCUUUUUAACCGGGCUCGGGGCACAGAACUGAUUUCUCCUGAGGAUCUGUUGCGAGCAUGUUCUCUGUGGGAGAAGUUUGAUGUUCCUGUAAUGCUUCGGAAGUUUGAUAGUGGAGUAAUGGUUAUCCAGAAUAAGUCUCACAGCGAUGAAGAGGUUUUUGCUAGAAUCAAAUCACUCAUAACACGGCCUGACGCCCUUCAGAUGGGUGUAAGUGCUGGUGAUGCUGCCAUGACCCUAGGAAUUGCUCCAGCAAUGGCCAAGGAGCACCUCUUAACUGCUGAGAGCCGAGGUUUAUUAUGCCGGGACGUUAGCCCUGAUGGCUUUCGUUUCUACAUUAAUCUAUUUCCUGAGAUUCCUACAGAUGACAUUUACCUGGUGAAAGAUCAGGGAAUCUAUGCUACAUGGAUCAAGUGUGCAUCUUCUACUUCAAGGUUGGAAUGAGAGAGAGACACCUCCAGGUUCCUUAACUUUGUCGCGAACAAAUGUCACAUCUGCUGACAUCGAUUGAAGAGGGAUCGCCCUCUGCGUGCCUGCAUUUCUAUAGGACCGUGCUUCGACCUUUUUGAUUAUCUUUCAUGGUGCAAAACAAUUGGAGUGAGAUCAACCGUUGAGGCAUAAGCUUCGUCCCUAUUCUGGAGACCGAAGAGAGACGAAGACUUGUGGAGUUCUAAGUCGGGAGGUUUAUCUCCUCUCAUCCUCACGAUUUGUCAUCAGAACAGAUUUAGUCAAAAUCGGGGGCCUUAGUCCAUAUGAUAAGGAUUCAGGGGAGCGCCGGGGACUCAUCAUCAUGGUAUAGCAAUUCCUCAUUCUUUCCCAGCUUCAGAUUCUUGUUUCUAGCACAUUUAUAAGAUUGCGAGCUCCUCCCUUCCCCUUGUACCUUUACCUUUUUGUUCGUGAACCAAAAGCCCGAGAUGUCCAUCUUACUUAUUUUUCAUAAAUCAAAUUGUGAUGUUCACGCA